AUGACUGAACAAGAAGACAUUGUCGAACUGCCUCAAAUUCCAGCCGACGCACCACAAUGGGUUCAAAAUCUACCAUCAAAUGGUCGAUUUCUUGAUCGAACAAAAUUCUACGAUAUAACCGGUCAUCUUCUAUUUGAUUCUCUAUUGAAUUCAAAUGGCAUACGUCAUUUUUACUAUUUUGUGGGUACUGAAAAACAAACGGAACGGACGAACAAUGCUUCUAGUAACUCAUCGGAAUCUCAAGACACGACAAGUCAACUGUAUGAAGAAGUCCGCGUUGCUUUUCAUCUCGGUGAAGGAGUUUGCGGACAUAAAGGCAUAGUACAUGGAGGGCUGACAGCCACGAUGAUCGAUGAAGUUAGCGGUGCAGCAGCAUUUUUUUCGGUCGGCCCUUGUUUUACAGCCAAUCUUAAUGUAGAUUAUAAAAAGCCAUUACUUACACCGGCAUGGAUUCUUGUUCGGGCUCAUGUUGAACGUGUCGAUGGUCGAAAAGCAUAUAUACACGCUUCGGUCGAAAAUGGCGAAGAUGAAAUCUAUGCGGAAGCUGUUGUGCUUUAUAUCAAACCGAAAAAACCCGCAGAAGAAAUAAUCAAACAAAACUAA
This is a messenger RNA of Adineta ricciae, 603 nucleotides long. Lineage: Eukaryota; Metazoa; Rotifera; Eurotatoria; Adinetida; Adinetidae. The record is from the annotation of a GenBank genome assembly.